GGCUCGGAGGGCGAAGCAACGCACACACACACGCAACCUGCUGCAGCGCUAUUCAACGAAUAAGGACGGCAAAGCAUCGGGUUAAUCCGCUCGACGGUGGCACACUUUUCAAUCGUACUCGUGCUUUUCAUCGCAUCGGAAGUGUACGCAUCAUCCCGUGCCCGUUGGUGGUGAACAAACCGUGCUCACGAAUCAAUUACGCAGCCGGAUAGUGUGUGUAUGUGAUUUUGUAUGCGCGUGUGCAAGGGAGGGUAUGUGUGCGGGCGUGUAGCACAGGUGGGAUUGUCUUGGCGAAACCGUUUUUAUCGUAUCGUACCCUUCGAGAUCCUUAGGCGAGAGUGGCCUUUGUGUGGUGAAAAGAGGUGUCCAUCACCAGUUCAUCAACAAAACAGAGACCGUGUGAUUGCCAAGUGACGUUGAGUCACGAGUGUUUUAAACACAUUUUUGUUUGCGUGAUGUUACAAGAUUUCCAGGAACUGUAACGAGCAGCCUACCGAGUCAUCAAAAUCCCAAGGAGCAAAGGGAAACUACGACGGUGUUGUGCAGGAGUAAAAGAAAAGGAAGAUAAUCGCAGCAAGCGAGUCUAGCCUGCAGCAUAGUAGUGAAGUGUGUUUGUAAAGUGUGUAUCUGCCGCGGUCUGGCCUGUGAGUGCUUGAUUUCCGGUAGUAAAAAUUGUUUUCAGUGAGUGUGUGUCUGCGUGUGUGUUGCCGCUAGCCAGGGCGACUAGUGACUAGUGACAAGUUGUCCCCUUUAUUAGCGUCUCAUUAUCAUCAGCCAUCAAUCGUUGUCGGAAUAGCGCACGCAGUGAGUUGAGAAAGUUCAAGAUGCAUAAGCUGUGGUUUACCUUCACGGUGUUCCUGGUGCUGGCCACGAUCGGCUCGUACGCGGUCGACGCCAAAAAGAAGCUGAUCAACAACAAGUACGGCGAUGGUGACUUUGAGUUUAUCGAUGAGGAUGACAAGAGCAACCAGCAGUCGCAACAAUCGAUGGAUUCGGGAUCGUCGAUGCAGAUGAAGCAGGACCAGCAGCAGAUGAUUCCCGAAAAGAAAAAGUGGAUUCACGACCCUUCAAGUGACCUCUGCAAACCGCUCAACUGCAAGAAGAAAGAGCUCUGCCUGCUGGAGGACGCGUACACGGCCGUCUGCGUUUCGAAGAAGGAACUACACAAGAACAAAUUCAUCAGCAGCUAUAAUUCACUAGCAAACAGGGAGGAAAUCAUUACCAAGAGCAAAUACUUCGAGGAGGAAGAGGCCAAACGUAAAGCUGACGCGGAAGCAGCUGCUGCAGCGGCCGCCGCCGCCGCAGCCGCAGCAAACUCUGGUUUGAGCGGUGCCGGCGGAAGUGUCGGUGGUGUUGCCGAUACUGGCAGCAUGACGUUGAUGGCGGCUAGUGGCGAUAGUACCACCGGAAGUAACGCAAACGAUGGUACGAGCAGCGGGCUGGAGCACGAGGAGCGCGAGGAUGACGAGAGCUCAUCGCAGGAUGACGACGUGUUUUAUGAUAGUGAGAAGGAGGAGGACUGCAAACCGUGCCCGGUGGUGAAGCCCACUUAUCUGUGCGGCAGCGACAACUGGACCUACUCGUCGCUCUGCCGGCUCGAGUACCACAACUGCAUUCACACGACGGAAGUGAAGGUCAACUGCAUGGGUUUCUGUCCGUGUAAAGAUGCGAACCUGCUUCUUGAUCUGAAAAAACAGCAACGGAUGGCUGACCGGAUGAGUGCGUUCAACGCCAAGUACCAGCGGACGAUCGACAGCAAUGACAUCAACGCAGACAACCUCAUUCCGUCCGGCAAGCAGCAACAGCAGCAGCAGCUCAAGGAGGAAAAGAACCGUCACUACAACCACAUCAACUCACAGUACACUUUCACGCCCGAGGAGAUCAAGUACGACAACAAGCACUACAAGUACAUCAAGUACACGACGUACAAGGGCAAGCCUUCAAUGCCGACAUCGCGUCAGUAUGAUGGUUACGGUUCGUCCGGCUCGACCCGUAUGACAGGCGAGGACAAGCACAAAAUCCGAGGAUACAACGAGGUCCUCGAUAAGCCGGCCAGCAGCACCGGUAACACCAAUAACGGCAACAUCAAACCAUCCAAACUAUCCGGUAGCGUGGCACGUUAUCCGAUGAAAUCGAGCGAAUGCAAACCACAGCAGCUGACAGCCAUCGGCAACCGGCUGCUCGAUUGGUUCUCGGUAAUUAUGGCGGACAGCAAGAAGCGGCGCCAGCAUCAGCAGCAAAAGAACAAGGUACAUUUCCCUGCCGCCUGUAAGCUUGAGGCACGCUGGAUGUUUGGCCAUCUGGAUCUGAACAACGAUGGGGAGCUGUCGACGCAGGAGCUGUACGAUCUGGAGCAUGAUCAGAACGAACGGUGCAUCAAACCGUUCAUCGAUACGUGCGACCUGGACCAGGAUAAUACGAUCGAUCCGCGCGAAUGGUGCCGCUGCUUCGAAAAAACCGAUCGCCCGUGUGCUGCCGUUCGGCGACGUCUCGGCAAUGAUCUGAGUGGUUCGUACGCACCCGAUUGUGACAGUCAAGGAUUUUAUAAGCCUACCCAGUGCCACCAGGCAGUAGGUGUGUGUUGGUGUGUGGAUGAACACGGUGUCGAGUUUGCCAACACGCGCACCCGAGGAAAACCUAACUGUGAAGAAAUCAUAAAUAAUGCCACAACACUCAACUCCGACGACGAGGACACGGAGGACUCGGAUGACGAUGACGACAGCCAGGAGGGUAGCGCCGAUCGUCUGCUGGUGUUCUAAGGUGGAUGUUGCGCCAGCAUACUGAAAAGGGUGUCGUUCCUUUAAGAUUUCUUCCAGCUCUCUUUUACCGAAUGUGUUAGACUGCAUUCUAUGAUGGGUUUGCAUUAUUUAUUUUGAAAUGUAAAACAACCAAAGCGAACAUUCGUAAACAGCGAACCAACCAUUUAUGUUAACCAUCCCAGCAGAAGAAGAAAACCCCACUAACUUAAUAUUAUGUAAGAAUGAGUGUAUUGAUUAAUGAAAACGUAUAAGCAAAACAACCAGUAUAGUAGACAAAUCAUCUCCCAUUCUCCCGUCCUCACACUCUAGAAAAAAGAAACCAGCGUAUGGUGAUGGUGAUGUCUCGUAAUAUUUCUCACCCAGAAAAGGGUAUCCUUCCAUUUUGGUUUUCUCUUUCCUUCUUUCUCCCUCAGUCUCACUCUCGCGUGUGUGAGUAUGUGCUUUUUCAAAAAAAAAUAAUUCCCGUCCUAUGGCAGAAGCGUUGUAAAGUACGUCGCUUUUUGUUAUUGUUGUAAAACAUCGUGUGUGUGUGUGCGUAGCAAAACAAUUCAUAAGUUUAUGCAACUUUGAAUCCAUUUGUCUCAACCUCUUAUGUAAAAAAUGAGAAAAAAAGCAACAACGUAUCAAUAUGGCGAAAAUGAACGGCUAGAGGAAUACGUACGCUUUCAUCGGCACAUUCAAUUGCAAAUGCGCUACCAACGCAAGGGAGAAAGAAUGAAAGAAAAACUAAGGAAAGAACGGGGAAAAAAGAGAAACAACUAACCUUAAAUUUUUAGAUAAUAAGCCAAGCCACUUCUUUAGUGCUAUCCGUCUUUACUCUGCUGCAGCAAAUGCAAAACUAGGUGAGAGUGAGUGCCGAAUGCCGUUGUGUGAACAAGUAGCGAGCAAGCAGACAAAAUUUAAGCCGGCCAACAGUGUGUGAGUUGAGAGAAACUAGAAGUAUUACUAAGCAGUAGUGAUCUCUAUUUAGUGCUAGUGUGUGUGUGUGAGAGAGAGAACAGUAUCCCCAUUCCCUCCUAUCGGGCCCGUCACACGUGCGUUGUUUAUGCAAAUCAAGCAAAAAAAGGUUACGUUUUGUGCUCGAUCUUUGUGUGGCUCACGGUAACACGGAACUGAUCGGUAGUUCGAAAAGUCGAUCAUAUUUUGCAAAUGAGUGAGCUUGACGUUUGAUCCAUUCCCAAAAAUUUCGCCACCAGAGUCGCCCCUUGUUUCGGAAUUUUUUGUUUGAAGAGAGGGAAUUUUAGGGCCGAAAAGCAAAGCACUUUACAAUACUUUAUGUAACCGUAUACCGCUUGCAUUUAAGCCUUAGGAGAAUUUGGUUUUUCUUGCACGCCUUUUGUACAACAGACAAGGUGUAGCAGCCAUGCACCAUGCAAAACAUUCCAACUAGCAACAUUAGAAAUUCCUGUGCUGUGCGGGAAACACUCGAAACAGAGCUCUUUUUAGAAGGUGUCGAUCCUUUUACAGCACACAUGACACAAGCCGGUCUAUUGAUGUAAGUGACGUUUUGUUGGUGUGUGUGAAAGCUGUACGGUGUUUUUGGGUGUGAUUGUACCGUGUAGGGCGAAUGCCAGCUGGCAAAAAUGAUGUGCUUUUGACGUUUCGUAGGCUGUACGAGGCGCAAUAGAUCACGGAAACUACAGAACAAUGAGUUGUCCUGCUUGCCUACUUCUAUUCCCACACUACUAUCCCCAGAUACUACUUACAAUAACCCUAACCCCCGAAACCAUUCAUCCAAAAAGCUGAAGGUUAAUUUCACCUAAAGUAGCAAUCAAACGCUAACCUGCAACAGGAAAAAAAAUAGAUAAAAACCCCAACACAGGUGUGCACUCUAAAGUUGUGUGUGUGUGUGUGCGCAAAUUGCUACCAUUAGGAAUAAAUGUCCUGCAAAAAAGCAUACAGCAGAACAGCACCAAAACGGGCACACUCACCACCACACACGCUCUAAACCAUUACAAACGCAAUUAUUUAGCAAAAAAUGCAAAGCAGUGUUUGUGCUACGGAAAGCAGUGUACUCCAACUGGUGGCUGUUUGUCGGUGGAGUAGAGAAACCAUUUGACUAUAGAAGCAAAUAGUAACCAAAAUAGGAAGAAAGCGGAAUGAAACGCUAAAGCAAAUGCCUAGCAGCACGCAGCUCGUAGUAUAUAGAAUGUAAGUCUGCAUACGAUAGGGCCCACUCACAGUAAAGUAAAAGCGCCAUUGUUUGUACGGGGUGGAAAUUGUAUUAAAAGGCACUAUUUGCAAAUCACACUUGGAUUGGUUUAAUGUGCGGAAUAGGGAAUGUGCGUGCCCUCUUUUCCGAUUGGCUACUCUCCAUUUGGCAAUAGGAAGGAGUUUUUUCAAUUAUUUGUCCUAUAAGUCUCUGUAUCAAACAUUCCAAAACAUUACUCCAGAAUGGCAUCGGAAGGCAAAAAGAAAAUACAAAAACCGAAACUUGUUUACUUACGUUUAACUUUUAAGCCAGCUGAACGCAGCAGAAGUCGUCCAAAAAAAAACAGAAAGAUAAACUCUUUCGCUGAUUGAUAAUAACACACACACACACAUAAAGAAAAUCUAGAAAUCCCAGAACUAUCACCAUUCAGACGCGAAAGCGUAACAAAACUACACUAGAUAACAGAUCAGACAGCUCAGCUUAUAGGUAACGCGAGCACGGACGGAGUAACGCAAAUUAUCGCCAAAUUUCCAUAGCGACGUGCUAACUAACAAUUAACCCCCAAACAGAAUGCAAAAACAAACGCAGUAGACGCAAGCAAACUUGUUGACGUUUCUGUGAACCGGUGACAGCAAAAACACUUCCCCAAAGUGAACAACAGCAUCAUCAUCAUCGUCAUCGUCAUCCUUGUUUCCGGUAUAUCAAGUGCUUCGGGGCAAAAUCAUUACCACUAAUGGAGAUUUUAAGGACUAAGCGUAGAACAGGCAAACAGGCAACAAAUCGAGGAUAAUGGGAGGGAGCAACAACUUUACAACUUGCAACUAAAGUCACCGAUAUCGCCGGUGUUGUGUGCCGUGCGUAUCAGGAGAUGAUGUAGAUGGUGAUGGUGGUUGUGGUGGUGAGCAAAUGGCUGAGCAGAGCAAAGAGACAGACAGACAUACACACAAAAUAAAUCAGUAAAGUACGAUGAA
Molecule: messenger RNA, 5882 nt
Organism: Anopheles stephensi (Asian malaria mosquito)
Lineage: Eukaryota; Metazoa; Arthropoda; Insecta; Diptera; Culicidae
Gene: Cow
Product: proteoglycan Cow
Exons: 11
Coding region: 825-2759 (644 amino acids)
Biological process (GO): establishment of protein localization to extracellular region
Molecular function (GO): protein binding; calcium ion binding
Source: RefSeq, a predicted model, not a curated record